CCACUUCAUUAAUAACCAUGCCGAGUCAAAAUAAGACACAUAAAAUGGGAGUAUGGGACGGAAGGAGUACUCGGCCCUAUCCAACUGUCAACGUUACUCGGAAUAACCAUCCAACGGAAUAUAGUUAUCAAGAUAAACAAAUCAGGAAUUUCUCUAUUUUUUAUUCCAUCACUUUCAUAAUAAUUAUAAACAAAAACCGUAUCCAGUUUUCCCCCAUCCAUUUCCCAUUUUCUCAAGAAGCGAUCACCAUUCAAUCAUGCGGUCGCUUCAACCGCCACCGUUCGCCCCGCCGGACUCUUCGUCUUCGCCUUCUACGGCGGCGGCAUCGCCAUCGGCGAAUCGCAACCGACCCCGGCGGAAACCCGAUCUAACUCUUCCUCUUCCUCAACGCGACCCAAGAUUAGCUGUACCGCUUCCUCUCCCUCCCGCCUCCGCCGCGUCCUCCGCCUCCAUGUCGCCGUCCUCUUCGGAUCCCUCGACUCCUCUCAACUUCUCGGAGCUCGAGCGCAUCAAUCGCAUCGGCAGUGGGAGCGGCGGCACGGUCUACAAGGUCCUCCACCGCCCGACCGGCAAGCUAUAUGCUCUGAAAGUGAUUUACGGCCACCACGAGGACUCCGUCCGCCUCCAGAUGCGGCGCGAGAUCGAGAUCCUCCGCGACGUCGACCAUCCCAACGUCGUCAAAUGUCACGGCCUGUCCGAUCAUAACAGCGAAAUUCAGGUGCUCCUCGAGUACAUGGACAAAGGAUCGCUGGAGGGGACUCACAUCCCGCAGGAGCCAUCGCUUUCAGAUCUAACUCGCCAGAUUUUAUCCGGACUCAGCUACCUCCACCGACGGAAGAUUGUUCAUCGUGACAUUAAGCCUUCCAAUCUGCUAAUCAAUUCGCACCGCAGGGUGAAGAUAGCUGACUUUGGAGUCUCCCGAAUCCUCGCACAAACCAUGGAUCCCUGCAACUCCUCUGUCGGCACAAUCGCGUACAUGAGCCCUGAGAGGAUAAACACAGAUCUGAAUCAUGGACAGUACAAUGGAUAUGCAGGGGAUAUAUGGAGCUUGGGAGUGAGCAUCUUGGAGUUCUACUUGGGGAGAUUUCCUUUCAACGUCGGCCGGCAAGGAGAUUGGGCCUCCCUAAUGUGCGCCAUUUGUAUGUCCAGACCACCGGAGGCGCCACCGACGGCUUCAAGGGAGUUCAGGAACUUCAUCGCGCUAUGUCUGCAGAGGGAUCCAGAUAAGCGAUGGACGGCUGUGCAGUUGUUGAGUCACCCUUUCGUUGUGCAGAACAGCCCGGCAAGCAAUAGUAGUAAUCCCGGCAUUGCCAAUCAGGUGCCUCAGACACAUCCAUUGCUACCUCCUCCACGCCCUCAUUUUUCGUCUUCUUGAUAUUCAUGUUUCUGAUUUUUUUCAAUGUGCAAUUUGUAUGGAAUUGAAUUAGCCAAACCAAUUAGAUAGAUAGAAAAACUGAUACUUGGGGAUUUCACAGGGUUGUGUUUAGCUUGAGGCUUUUCUUUUCUAAUCAAUCUUCUUUUUCCUCUUCUGCUACAAGUUUUGAAAUUGUGAGUUCAUGACAAUGUUGAAAGCAACUUUAUUCAUGGAUGACUUUUCAUCAAUUGGUUAGGAAAGGAAGUUUCUAUCUCUUAUUUAUGAAAUCAAAUUGUGUAGAUGUAUAACACACACCACCACCCCAAAGUAUCCCUUUUUAAAAGCAUCCAUCCCACCUCAAAUAAGAGUAGUUUUGAUUCAUCCCUUGUGUAUCAUGGAGAAGUUUAACUUUGAAGCUUGAACCGUUUCCUUAUUUCCACUUGGGGAUCUUUUGUGUCACCGCAUAAUAACAGUGUUAUUAUGUGAAUAUACAUAUUGACAUGUAUUUUCUAUAUUUGGUGGCUAAGUAGGUGUAGGAUUUUAGAAAGAUUUGGCUGAUUUGUGUUUUAGAAGAACUUGUUUGCCUAAGUGUGGCUGUGAGUGGGAAGCAAGUGAUAUUUUUCUUCAUUUGGUAAGAAUGCAUGGUGAUAUUUUUCUUCAUUUGGUAAAAAUGCAUGGUGAUAAUUAUCUUCUUUUCUGUUUCCACUUAAUACGUGGUAUAUGGAGUAAUAUUCAGUGGCUAUCUAAUCAACUAAUGUACCCACCCAUCAUUUUCUUUCUUUCUUUAUCAAUCAAUAUUCCUCACCCAUUAGCUACUCGUCAUUUUUACUUGUUUUUUUUGUUGCCAGGUCUUCAGUGUUUACUCUGUAUUAUACAAUUCAGUCAUACCACCAUAGGACAAGCCUAAAUGAUCAUCAUCCUCUCUUUGUUACUUGGUCAUCACUAAUCCUAUCACUUGAAAACCUGUUUCGUAUCCCCAUUUCUGCUCAUUGAUUCACUAUUUGGCCCAUAUAGAGCCCACUUGGUAACGUUUAAACUUUAAAAUGCCCAUCUUUUGAAACUGUUAAUGUUUGGUUAAAUCACUUCAAUAUAUUGAGAACUUGUUUGUGAUAUUUUUUUUGGCUUAUCAAUCUUAUCGGCUAACUUUUUUCUAGUCAUGGACCCGGUUCGGGCCGCCCAGCCCGGGACCGGCCCGGCCCGGCCCGCCACUGUGCGAGCCCGGACUGGCCCGGUUCUCGGGUCCGGGUCGGGCCUAGGCCCGGUGGGGGGGACGGGUCCGGGGCUUGUAUUUGGCGAACCGGCCCGGCCGGGUCGGGCCCGGGUCCGGGCCGAAUUGAUUUUUUUUAUUGUUUUUUUCAUUUUUUG
This is a messenger RNA of Cuscuta epithymum, 2719 nucleotides long. Lineage: Eukaryota; Viridiplantae; Streptophyta; Magnoliopsida; Solanales; Convolvulaceae. The record is from the annotation of a GenBank genome assembly.